AUGUCGACGUUAGCCCAACUUGGAAUGCCUGCCAACAGCUGGAUCGCUUUUUAUGCUGAUUUCACCUUUUCGCAAGUCAAAAACAAGACAGUGGUUCUAGGUGAUGGCAUCAUGUCUCUGCCUAACCAGGCGGACAGUAACGAGAGCGGCAUCUACCGCGAUCAACCGCUGACACCGGGAGCCAUCUACCAGAUUUCCGCCGUGGUACAGUCCAGUAUUGAUGGUGCCACUGUAACUUCGCCUCCAUUGCAGGCUGUAAUAACUAUGCCUAUUGUGGGAACAGAGGUUAUGAUAACUACGCCCCUGGUGACUGAGACAGUGAUCGAGUUGGUAACAACUGAUACACCAACCUCAACGAAUACAGCUGCUUUAGGAGGGGCUCUUGGUGCUGUUAUUCUGCUUUUGCUGGUGCUAGUUGUAGCCAUCCUUCUCUGGUGGCGUGGCUGUUGUGGGCGCACGAAGGUAGGCCAAGAACUUGUUGGGGAACAUGGAAAUAAUGAAUUUAUAUAUUUCAUAUAA
Molecule: messenger RNA, 519 nt
Organism: Protopolystoma xenopodis
Lineage: Eukaryota; Metazoa; Platyhelminthes; Monogenea; Polystomatidea; Polystomatidae
Source: the annotation of a GenBank genome assembly